AUGGAAGGCGGCGGCGGCAGCAGCUCCGAGGGCGCUCAGGCCAAGGCGCCAGCCGAGGGCUCCCCCGCCCUGCAGGAGGAGUCGGCCGUACGCAAGGCCGAGCCCCAAGACUGCGCCACCAUACUGCGCUUCGUGCACGCCCUGGCACACUUCCACAACAUGCCCGACGCCGUGCACAUCGACCUGCAGCAGCUCGAGCAUGCCAUGUUCAAGAGCAACCCUCGCCAGCUGUGGGCCUUCCUGGCGACCAUCCGGCGUCGCGACGCCACCAAGGCACUCGUGGCCGCCGAAGAGGCACCCGCCGGCAUGGUGACCUUCCACUACCGCUACUCGGCCGCUCUGGGCGGCCGCAUUCUCUACAUCGAGGACCUGAUCGUCUCGGAGGAGCACCGCGGCCGCGGCCUGGGCGUCGCCCUGCUGCGCGCCGCCUGCGAGCAGGCACUGCACGACUGCUGCCGAGCCGUGCAGUUCAAGGUGCACAAGGACAACAAGGGAGCCCAGCGGCUGUACUUGAAGAACGGCGCGGUGGAUCAGAGCGAAGCGGGGGACGUGCGUCUCUUCUACUUCGACCGGGACAGCCGCUUCCCGCAUUCCGAGGAGAAGGAUAAAGCCCGCUGA
Messenger RNA from Rhipicephalus microplus (southern cattle tick), 618 nucleotides. RefSeq names its product thialysine N-epsilon-acetyltransferase. Gene Ontology annotation, molecular function: N-acetyltransferase activity. The record is from RefSeq and is a predicted model, not a curated record. Lineage: Eukaryota; Metazoa; Arthropoda; Arachnida; Ixodida; Ixodidae.